AUGUUUCACAUCUCUCGUGCAGUGCGCUGCAACGCACUCGCCACCGCCAUCGCUGGCCGUACCGCGCUAAGUGACGCGAUACGCCAGGUGCAGAAGGUGUGGAAUCUUGACUUCAAGGAUGGACCGGCUACCACGAGCACGCUGGCGUUCAAUGACGAGCCUGACCCGGCCGCACCGAUCUUCCAUGUGCUCGAUUUGCAAGGCCGUGUCGUUGUGGAGGACACGGCGGACAGCGGAGCCCCUGCAGCAACGCCUUCAACCGUCGAUGAGGCUGGCAAAAUCGAACUGCAGAGCGCCGAGCUUGGGGAGGCAUUUCGCUACCAUGCAAAGGAUGAGACGAGCGUCAUCACUCGCGAGGUGGCGGAGCGCAUGAUGUCGGCGAUGCUGGCGCACAACACCAUGGAUAAGAUAAUGCUAGAGGCGCAGCGGCAAGGUCGCAUCUCCUUCUACAUGACGAUGUUCGGCGAGGAGGCCGCCGUGAUCGGCGCGGCGGCUGGGCUGGCCAGCAACGACGAGCUCUUCGCGCAGUACAGAGAGGCUGGUAUCCUGACGUACCGCGGCUACACUAUACCCGAGUUUAUCGCGCAGUGCAUGGGCAACUGCGAGUGCGAUUUGAAGGGCCGUCAGAUGCCCAUCCACUACGGCAGCAACCGUCUGCAUGCUCAGAUGGUUAGCUCCCCACUCGCCACGCAGAUCCCGCACGGCGCCGGCGCCGGCUACGCGUUCCGGUUAGAGAACCAGGCGCUGGAGAGGAGGCUGCCGGCUGGCACGCUGCUGUCGACGAUUCCGGAAGCGCGCAUCUGUGCCACCUUCUUCGGCGAGGGAGCCGCGAGCGAGGGCGACUUCCACGCGGGGCUGAACUUCGCUAGCACCGUCGGCUCGCACACCCUCUUCUUUGUGCGCAACAAUGGCUACGCCAUCUCCACCCCGACCCACAGCCAGUACAUGGGCGACGGCAUCUUGAGCCGUGCGGCAGGCUACGGCAUGCCAGCCGCCCGCGUCGACGGCCUCGAUGCGCUGGCGGUUUACCAUACGGUGCGCAAGGCACGUGAAAUGAUCCUGAACAACCACCGGCCCGUCCUGGUGGAGGCACUGACGUAUCGCCUCUCACACCACUCGACCUCGGACGACAGUACCGCGUACCGCUCGCGGGACGAGAUUGAGCACUUUGCAGAGACCUUUAGCCCCAUCGAGCGCUUCGAGCGCUUCAUGGCAGAGCGCGGUUGGUGGACGCCCGUGCAGUCGAAGGAGGUUGUCGAGAAGACCCGGAAAGAGGUGCUUAGCGAGCUGCGUCGGCAGGAGAAGCUGCCUGCAUGGCCGGUAUCGACCCUCUGCGAUGACGUCUUUGAGCAUAUGACGCCAGAGCUGGAGCGACAGAGGGCGCAGCUGGUGGAGCACUACGAGGCACACCGGUCCAUCUACGAUCAGGAGAAGCUUUAG
Messenger RNA from Leishmania mexicana MHOM/GT/2001/U1103, 1440 nucleotides. RefSeq names its product 2-oxoisovalerate dehydrogenase alpha subunit,putative. The record is from RefSeq and is a predicted model, not a curated record. The coding region runs from base 1 to 1440 and encodes 479 amino acids. Gene Ontology annotation, biological process: branched-chain amino acid catabolic process. The transcript has a single exon. Lineage: Eukaryota; Euglenozoa; Kinetoplastea; Trypanosomatida; Trypanosomatidae. Gene Ontology annotation, molecular function: oxidoreductase activity, acting on the aldehyde or oxo group of donors, disulfide as acceptor.